This is a messenger RNA of Trichoderma virens Gv29-8, 1374 nucleotides long. RefSeq lists its product as uncharacterized. The annotation marks the transcript as partial. The transcript has 3 exons. The record is from RefSeq and is a predicted model, not a curated record. Lineage: Eukaryota; Fungi; Ascomycota; Sordariomycetes; Hypocreales; Hypocreaceae.
AUGACAUUUGCUUCGCAUUUCCACAUGUCCGGCACGUUUCACGACGGCGUCCACCCGGGCCUGUUCCGGCCGCCCGCGUCGCCCAGCUCCAGCACCGACUAUCUCUCGUCGUCGACCUUUGCGACCGAGUCCUCCAAGCGGAAAUGGAGCCGCAGCAGCGUCCCUCGCGUGCAGACCGGCGGCUUCUUUGAGGAGGUCUACAUGGACAGCGCCCCGAGAGCCUAUGCCCUCGCCGGCCAGCUUCACACGCCCGUCAUCGGCUCCAAUCCCGACGACGCCGACACCGCCAUGGGCGAGAGCAUGUACUCCGACUCCGACUAUAGACGAGCCCUGGGCACGAAGCGAUCGCGAGAUGAAAUGGAUGACGACUCCAACGGGCCGACGCCGCUCUUCACCCAGCCCGAACCCAUACAGUCGACACAAUCUGCGGGUUGGGGAUCAUUUGCCUUUUCCACCAUUGGGGGCGUCGUUGGCCGGGUGUGGGAGUUUUGCAAGGCCGGUGCCUUCAAGGGCUUUUACGCAGGAGGCGGCACGUCGUAUAAGAUGACGAGUGCAGGUGUUAGCGUUGACGAGACGGGCUCCAACGGCGACCAGACAGCACGACAUGGACGUGAACAGCUCUCCAAACGGAGCCACUACAGCAGCAACAGCCAGAAUGCGGGCUAUGAGUCUCCAUACGACAGCGGUGCAUCAACGCCCACCGGCCCGGCGCCCAAGCGACGCAGGCAUACCGAGAGCGGGAGUGAGCUGGGCAACAACUGGGUCAUGGUCCACGAGCUCGACCGCGAGACUGAGACAAGGACGCCCCGAAAGCUACCCUCUUCAGCUCGUGUAUCCCCUCGCCAUCGCGCCCAGCAGACGCCCAUGGCCGACCACCGCAUGGGGCCCCCAAGCAGCUUUUCCACACCCACAACCUCUAGCCCAGCUCCUCUUCGCCCUGCCAGUCGCGCCGCAAGCCGUCCGGGCAGUCGAAUGUCCGAUGUGAGCUCCCUUAGGCCCCUGCAGCCGGCAUCGGCAGCUUCGUUUGCCUCCUUCAAGGCCCCCGUAAGCGUCCCCAAGCCGCCUACAGCCAGCAGGAUCCCUCAGAGCCGGAGGCGCCGACACACACUCAUACCGUCGUCUUCCGAGCCGUCGGCCUGGUCUGGGCGUCGCCGCCGCGACAGCAUAGCCUCAGUGGCUACUAGUAGAGUCAACGAGAUUGACGCCAGCCCACGGCUCGACGCCGAGGCCAGGAAACUGGCUGUUCGCCGCCAAAUGGAGGAGCGCGAUGCCGACGAGCGCAUGUCGGCUUUCAACAAACAAUUACAAGACAUGAUCCGACAGGGUCGAGAAGCUCUGGGGACGACUGUUGAGGUUGAGCCCGGUUGGGAAGAC